CUCGGAGGAAUUCCUUUGGGGAUCGGCACAGAGGCGCAGAGCGACGAUCUAGUGCCGUCUCGCUCAGCCGGUUGUCCCAGCGCCAAUUUAAUAAUGAUUUGCGCGAAAUAAAGUUAGUCUCUUUGUUCAUUCCACCGGAUCAACAGCUUAUCCGCUCAGAAAUAAGCGCUCGUGAAACGAAGACUCCGUAGCCAUGGAUGAUGAGAAAGCAUCAGCCAGAGUGGUGGUGAAAAACACCCGCGGAGCGGAGCCGCUGGACAUUGUCGAUGACUUCCAGCGACGCAAGCUGGUGCUGAACAAGCACUGGGUUCGCCCGAAAUUCCUCCAGUACAACUACAUGUACAACUACCGCCAGAACUACUAUGAUGACGUCAUAGACUACCUGGACAGAAGGGCCCGCGGAAUGCCUGGAGAUAUCCCACGUCCACAGUACUGGGCCGAGCGCGUACUGCGAACUGAGAGGAAAACGCCGAAGAGCAUCGACGAAAUGUACAACUACACCAACAUCGGAUUGAAGCGGGAUGACAAGAAGCUUAUGUACACUCUAAGUAAUCAGAUCAAGUCGUACAACUUCCACUCGAAGCGCUAUCUUAACAGCAAAUACUCCAGGAUUUUGUAAACGCCAACUAAAUCUUCUAACAAGGCAUCGAGUCGCGACAAAAAAAAACAGAACUGGAAAUUUCGUUAACCGCUUUUAAUUCGAACGCUUUCUAAACUACCAAAAGGCAGACCGAAGUAGGCAACUCGACUUUCAGAAUGUGCUUAUAUUCGCAGCAACCGGCGCCCUUGAAACUGCCUGCAAAAAAAUAGCAAAAUGAAAAACUAUUUUCCCGCUAUUUCUCCCACAUAACAAAAAAAAAUGAAACCCAUUUUCCCCAUUCCUCAUUUUUUCCCAAAUUCCCCAUUCCUAGAAAACAAGAAGAACUUUCAAACUUUAAUUUUACUAACGCUAAGAAGCUUUCACGCAACAAAAUAAUGGAAUUAACAGAGAGACUACAACACAACGAAAACAUGCAAACGACAACCUUAGUAGAAGAAAAAAAAAACCAAUCCUUUUAGUUUAGUCGAGCACAGGGGGCAAAACGACCUCGUUGUUUCAGUAGGACCCAUUUUGUCCCGUUUGUUGUCGAGCGGAGACUCCAGAAUACCCAAUCCCAUGUAGCUUUUGCAUAUCUUAGACCUCAUAGACGCUUAGAGAGAGACACUUUGCGGAUCCUUCGGGAUUUCGAAAAAUUAUUUUGAUUUUUUUCACACAACCCCUUUUUAUUUUUUAAGCGCGCACUGUAACCUUUAAGAAACGAUUUUUGAAGCAAUCUUUCAGCAAAAACUAUAUAGAUAAUCGCUUAAUUCGUUUGAUUUUAACCCCACAUAUUUAAUCGCUUAUAAUCCUGUUUGACUUGAAACCACUUUUAGAAAGAGUUAACCGCUAGUGUUACGUAAUCAAUACUUAUAGGAUUGUCGUUUCUUUGAACAAAAAAAAACAAAUGCAACUCUUGUAGGUAGAAGACAACCUCUAAGAUCUUACACCGUCUACCGAGUUUGGUGGUAGAGAAAAUGGCGAUCACCAUGUGCUUAACCAACAGCGUCUAGAACAUCAAGACCUGAACAUCACCAAUAACAACAACAACAACAUCAACAUCAGGAAAAAUCGUCAUUUUCCCCGCUCCCGAACGGCAAGAGACAGUUUUGACCAUGGAAACGCAGCAAACAGCGAUGUCAACUUUAAUCAUCCACAUACUUUAGGUAUAGAUAAUUGACCAAAAAGCCAUUGAUCUUUAUAUUGCAAUUUAUGUUUAUGGGACUCUGCGUCCCGCACUGUAAACCUUGGAACUUAUGUUAUAUCUAUCAUAUUUUUUUCUUUUAUUUUGUAUUUGAUACCCAAUGAAACUAUUUUACCAAAUAAAGAAACACCCUAGAAAUCCGUCAUUUUUUUUUUGAAUAUAUUUACUGGCAAGAGUUUAUAGUUUACUUUAAUUGCGCAAGAUAAACUGAGAAAAAUAAAGUAACCGAUGAAGAGAGAAAAACA
This is a messenger RNA of Aedes albopictus (Asian tiger mosquito), 2026 nucleotides long. Its product is annotated as flightin. The transcript is spliced from 4 exons. Lineage: Eukaryota; Metazoa; Arthropoda; Insecta; Diptera; Culicidae. The record is from RefSeq and is a predicted model, not a curated record. The coding region runs from base 194 to 619 and encodes 141 amino acids.